Messenger RNA from Sclerotinia sclerotiorum 1980 UF-70, 285 nucleotides. RefSeq lists its product with no specific name. NCBI's taxonomy places the organism in Eukaryota, Fungi, Ascomycota, Leotiomycetes, Helotiales, Sclerotiniaceae. The transcript has 3 exons. The coding region runs from base 1 to 285 and encodes 94 amino acids. The record is from RefSeq and is a predicted model, not a curated record.
AUGGUCAAUUCUAAGUUCUUCCAGAACUUUAAGAACUCAAUCGCCACUUUUUUACCUCAUCAGAUCCAAAAUGAUUCAUUAGAUGCCGUUGAGAGGGGAGAUCCAAUAUCGUUUUUGGGGGCAAAGAUUCAAGGCCAAGAGUACGUGGACGUUCUGGAAUGGCCCGACCCGCAGCCCCUUUUGGACGAACUCUUUUUUGAGAAGAAGGUUUGGUGGAUCAUGGAGAAUAGUAGAGUAGUACAGAGUACACAGUCAUGGGCAUGGGCAUGGCGUAAGGAUCCUUGA